AUGGGGUUUUAUCCGCGCGCCCUCCGCCCCGAACGCACGCUCCGCCGACAACCGGCGGGUAACACGUACACACAAGCAGUUAAAGUGGAUCUAUUCAGGAAAUACCUGAGGAUCGUCGAGGAGAAGUUUUUUCCGGAAGACAAGUCAAAAGAAACCAAGCAGGGAGAGACGUCCGAAGAGGAGGCAGCUCGGAAGAUCCAGGCGGCGUUCAGGGGACACCAGACAAGGAAGUCCAUCAUGAAGUCCGCCAAGCCCGAGCCGGAGCCGACCAGGGCGGAGCUGGAGGCGGAGUUCAGAGCUGAUGAUAAAGACGUGGUGAACGCCGCUACGAAGAUCCAGGCAUCGUUCAGAGGCCACCAAGCGCGCAAGCAGACGCAGGCAGAGAAGGAGAAGGAGAUGAAGGAGCAGCAGGAUAAGGAGGACAUAGAGAAGAUAGAUUUGACAGAUCCCGACCUGAACAAAGCGGCCACGAAGAUCCAGGCUUCAUUCCGAGGACACAAAGUCCGCAAAGACGUUAAUUAGACCCCCGCAAACCUCCUUCGUAUGUAUCAUAAAAAUGCUUUGACUUCAAAUCGUUUUCUAAAAAAAAAAAUUGAAUUUCGAAUUUCGAGCACAAUUCUACUGCCCGCCAUUUUUAUUAUACAUACAGGGGUAUAGUAGUAAUCGUAAAAUGUCAAUUUUCUACUCAAGUUUUUGAGUUCAUAUCAGUGGAAAAUGGACGUGGAGUGAUUACGGUAGAAAAUAAUUACGUGAGAAAUUCCCUUUUGUAACAAAAGUGUAGUCACCCUAUUUCGUGGCUUUCCGUUUAAUGUUUGGUUUGUUGCUUUAAACCAACUAUGUUAAGAUUUAAACAUCUACGUUUGGAUUUAAACAAUUAUGUUUAGAUUUAAAAUAUGUUUAUGUCGUUCAGAGAAAUAAAUAAUGUUUGAAAGAUUUAACUAAGUAUUUCGGAAAUUUUGCGGUUUCUGAAAAUUAAGUAUGGAGUGUAAAAGAGUUUUAGAGUUGUAAUUUUGAACUUUUAUUCUAAUUAGAACAAAGACAUUCCAAUAGGAUAUAAUAUUAUGUAUUAAAAAAAAUGUAACAGUUUAUUACGAUCAAGAAUUAGUCUAAAAGGCCACUUUGAGUAAAUCAUAAUUAUUAUUUUGAAAAUAAUUAUGUCACAGUAACAGUAUAAAAUAAGUAGUGUUCGUCUAAUUUUGUAUCUUUUAUUACGCAUGUCAAAAUCACGUCAUGUCAUGUCAACGCUACUUGAAGUGAACCAAAUAAAACCAACUUUUUUGUAGCGUCGCGUUGCCAUGACACGACAUGAUUUUAACAUGCGCGAUAAAAAAAUUAGACAAAUAGGUUUUAUUUACUAAUUUGACAUUUUAUCAAAACGUCAUACUAUAAAAAAGACAUGUCAAAUUUGAUAAAAUACUUUUCAUCUGUUAAGUAAUUACCGUUUUAUGAACCCUGAACUGAUACAGGUUAUGAAACAAUAUGAAAUACUAAAAGUGGCAAUUUUAGACUUUCAGAUCUUGUCUAGCUUACUUUUAGAUUCUAAUUUAUUAAUUAUUCAGACUAAAUAUUUAAUUUUCAUUACCGAACAAAUGUAACUUAGAGUCCGAAUCAUGAGUCUAGUCAAAAAAAAGACAUUUGAUGUUUUGUCACUCGUUUCAUGAUUUUGACCUUACUUAUCAUAGUUUUGACUGCUACUAUCUCUAGUUUAUUAGUUAUUUUGAAAUUUAUCACGUAAGUUUAUUAUUUAUUAUUACAAUAAUAAAUAUCAAAGCAGUACCUAAAAAGUACAACAUUUAAAUCUUUGUUAUGACCAAAUAUUAUUUCAAUACCUACUAGUUACUACUAAUUUGUCAAUUUUAGGGCGAAAUAUGUUUCAAUCAUCCUUAAUUUUCGUAUAUCUUACAGAACUUUUUUUAAACUUUUGGCCAAACAUUUAAUUGGUAACAAAAUGCCUUAAAAUAUUAUAGAAUAGAAAAGAGUUUGAAGAAUGAUUUGAUCUCUUUCUAUUUCCUUUUAAUGGUAAUUUGAAUUUUACGCAAAUCUUUGUACCUACUAUUGAGGUGACGUUCCGAUCUUUGCCGUAAGUGACCGCGACCGACAAAAAUUCAAA
Molecule: messenger RNA, 2110 nt
Organism: Aricia agestis (brown argus)
Lineage: Eukaryota; Metazoa; Arthropoda; Insecta; Lepidoptera; Lycaenidae
Gene: igl
Product: sperm surface protein Sp17
Exons: 5
Coding region: 1-522 (173 amino acids)
Molecular function (GO): calmodulin binding
Source: RefSeq, a predicted model, not a curated record